ACAAUUGACCUUUACAGUUUACAGUUUACACCUCGCUCUCAUACUCAUCCCCUACAACUAAAAAGCAGCUUUCAUGUAAAUAAUGAGCAAUUUUAAAAGCCUUUAAUGGUGAAAGAAGAACAACUUAGAUUGUAGUAGUCUCAACGCAAAAGAUAAUCAUCUAUCUACAUCAUCUAACUGCUAAAGAUUUCGACAUUUUCUUUUAAAGCCUUUUAUUCUCAAUCAUUCAAUCAGAUACCUCUUGUACAGCAAGAUAUAUUACACACAAUUUAUAUUUUUUCUGAGAUUUUUUGGAGUAUAAUUAGGAGUUAGGUUGUCCCAAUUACUUACCAGUUUUGUCUCGUUUUUGGGUUGGAUUUGUUAAGAUUUGAUUUGAUUUUGAUUCUUUCAUUUUUUUCCGGGCAAUAAACUUCAUAUUGUUAGUGGGCAUAUAAUUUCUUUUCGGAUUUUAUUGUUUCUGGAAAGUGAAUUUUUGUGGGGUGGUUUUGAAUGGCUGCGACUGAAGCUGUGUCGUUUAGUGUAGCGUCUGUUGUGGAGGAUGUUCUUCAACAACAUGGAAAUCGCCAAAGAGGGCUCGAUUUAGAAUCCAGAAGAGCUGAGGAAGCUGCUGUAAGAAGAUAUGAAGCAAGCAGUUGGCUAAGAAAAAUGGUGGGAAUUGUGGCUGCCAAAGAUCUUCCAGCUGAGCCGUUGGAAGAAGAGUUUAGACUUGGAUUGAGGAGUGGUUUAAUCCUUUGUAAUGUGCUUAAUAAGGUUGAAGCUGGAUCUGUGCCAAAGGUGGUUGAGAGCCCUGCCGAUUCGGCUGUUCUUCCUGAUGGAGCAGCUUUAUCAGUUUACCAGUACUUCGAAAAUGUGAGGAACUUUCUUGUUGCAGCAGAAGGAAUGGGACUUCCUACCUUUGAGGCAUCUGAUCUUGAGCAAGGAGGGAGUUUCGCAAGAGUUGUAAAUUCAGUCUUAGCUCUCAAAUCUUACCAUGAAUGGAAGCAGAGCGGGGGAACUGGAGUAUGGAAAUUUGGUGGAAAUGUAAAACCUACUACAUCUGUGAAACAAUAUGUCCGCACAAAAUAUGAACCUUUCACUAAUUCCCUAAUCAAGAACGCAUCAGUGACCGAGAAAUCCUUGAAUGCUCUUCCUCAAGAUAUUGACACCAACAAAAUGCCAUGCUCCCGGCCAUUGAGUGCCCUUGUAAAAGCUAUUCUAUCAGAUAAGAAACCAGAAGAAGUUCCACAGUUAGUGGAGUCGCUUCUUAGCAAGGUUGUCGAGGAGUUUGAGCAACACAUUGGCUCCCAAAAUAACAUGGCUAAUGAACCAAGGCAAGCAAAAGAAAUAUCUGCAUCACAUGGAACAAACUCUUUUGCAAAGAUGUCUUCUGCUAAUUCUAAGGCAAGUGAACAUAUCUCCUUAAUAACUUUAUAUGUAGAAGAUAGAACGUACUCGUUGAGCAAGAUGCCAAAAAGCAUUUGUGACGACCAAAUUAGUCCUGAACAGCUAAAAUGUCAAAUGAUGAAGCAACACGAGAUCUUUGAUCGGCAAGGAAGAGAUCUCCAGGAGCUGAAGCAUACUCUACGUACAGCUAAAGCUGGCAUGCAGUUUAUACAAACAAAAUUUCUAGAGGAUCUCCAAAAUCUGGGUUCACACGUUUAUGGCCUAGCGCAAGCUGCCAGUGGAUAUCACAAGGUUCUUGAAGAAAAUCGCGAGUUGUACAAUGAAGUACAAGAUCUUAAGGGGAGUAUUAGGGUUUAUUGUCGAGUGAGGCCCUUCUUAAGUGGGCAUUCAAGCUAUUUAAGUACUGUUGAGCAUUUUGAGGAAGGAAAUAUUACCAUUAGGGCACCAUCUAAGCAUGGAAAAGGUCUCAAAUCCUUCAGCUUUAACAAAGUUUUUGGUCCAACAGCAACACAGGCUGAAGUCUUUACGGAUAUGGAGCCACUAAUUCGUUCAGUUCUUGAUGGUUACAAUGUUUGUAUCUUUGCAUAUGGCCAGACCGGUUCCGGGAAAACUUACACCAUGUCGGGACCAAAAGACCUCACAGAGCAGAGUCAAGGUGUAAACUACAGGUCUUUGGGUGACUUGUUUUAUCUCGCGGAGCAGAGGAAAGAUACUUUUUGCUACGAUGUUGCAGUCCAGAUGAUAGAGAUCUACAACGAGCAAGUCAGGGAUCUUCUUGUCAGUGAUGGACUCAAUAAGAGAUUAGAAAUCCGUAAUAGUUCUCAGAAUGGACUCAAUGUCCCAGAUGCAAGCCUUGUACCAGUAUCAUCAACAUCGGAUGUCAUUCAUCUGAUGAAUGUUGGACAUCGCAACAGGGUGGUGGGUGCCACAGCUCUAAAUGACCGUAGUAGUCGUUCUCACAGUUGUUUGACUGUUCAUGUUCAAGGGCGAGACUUGACAACUGGUAACGUACUGCGGGGUUGUAUGCAUCUGGUAGACUUGGCAGGUAGUGAACGGGUUGACAAAUCCGAAGUGACAGGAGAUAGGUUAAAAGAGGCACAACACAUAAAUAAAUCUCUCUCAGCUUUAGGAGAUGUGAUUGCUUCACUUGCACAUAAGAACUCACACGUCCCAUACAGGAAUAGCAAAUUAACGCAAUUGCUUCAAGAUUCACUAGGAGGGCAGGCUAAGACCCUAAUGUUUGUUCACAUAAGUCCAGAACCUGAAGUUACCGGAGAAACUUUAAGUACACUUAAAUUUGCAGAGAGGGUUGCCACUGUUGAACUUGGGUCUGCGCGUGUAAACAAAGACAGUAACGAUGUAAAAGAGCUCAAAGAACAGAUAGCCAAUCUUAAGGCAGUUUUGUUGAGGAAGGAUGCCGAAUCUGUUCGUUCACACCAAUCAGGAUCCAGCAGCCCUGAAAGAAACAGAGGGAAAGCUGAUGGCCCUUCUCUCCUUUGUUCGAACCAAGGAGAUAUCGCGAACAUAGAGAUCUUAAACAAGUCUAAACCAAGACAAAAAAGACAGAGUUUUGAUCUCGAUAAAAUGUUGAAGAAUACUCCUUCGUGGCCCCAUGUAAAUAGUGUGGGGCUUAAUCACAUAUGUGAUGAGAAGGAUCUAGAUUCUGGUGAAUGGAUAGAUAAGAUCAUGGUCAACAAGCAAGAUUCAGUUCCAAAAACAGGGGACAAUUUAAGUUGGGAAACAUCAGAAAAUGGACAUAUGACUGAUGCUUUCCACCCGAAAAAUUUCCCAGACGGCUCCCAACUGUACUCCAAUCAAUCAUACAAUAUGUUCAGCGAAAGUAAUCGAUUCGAAGUGACUGAUGUAGUUGACUUGGAUGAGCUUGAUGCUGCCACCAGUGACUCAUCUGAGCCAGAUUUGCUAUGGCGAUUCGAUAAUAGUAAACUUCCAACACUCUCCAAUGGAAGUAUGUUAAAGUCCAAGAAACUUGAUGGCAAGCGUAUAAGGAUUCCAGAAUUGAGCAAGUCCAUGAUUCCUACACUAUGUUCAACCCCAUCAAGAAAGCUACCAAAUGGAAAACAAAAGAAUGGACAGCAUCAGUUACAUUCAGCAGAAGCUAAACGAAGAGCGGGAAGUAGAACGUGAAUAGUCGACAAGGUCAUUGUUUUCUGAAAGGUCCCCAAUUUUUUUUUUUGGCGGAAUGUUUGGUGGUUGUUCUGUAUUUGAGGGUGAGCAGUAGAGAGAAAUAUGAGUGACAUACGAUAUGAUUUUUUAGUUCUUUUGUAAUUUGAGCGACCUAUACAGUUGAGCAAUAAUUCCAGUUGCUUGAAUUUGUAUACAAACUAAGAAAGCUAUAAAGAAAAAAGCUCCACUUGUGCUCACAUGUGUAUGCAGUUUGCACUUUCAGAAUUCAGAAUUAGAUGUACUUCUAUGAUGCUGUUAACAAGUUUCCUGUGCUAAUUUAUGUGGAAUGAGGCAUGAAGCUUUUGAAAGUGUGUGACCAUAGAGUAAAAAUGCGGUAAGGGGAGUGAUGCGGUUAUUGUAACGCCUAAAUUUCGGUCGGAAUCAUAUGGAUAUCCCUUGAUACGGCUCAAAAUGUGGUUCUUUUACACCUUAAAACGCGGGAAAUAUCGGUUCGUUGUUAUUGAAAACCUUUACAAUUCAGCAGACACGAUGUAAUGCAGCCUUGUUUUUACACUAUGA
Molecule: messenger RNA, 4086 nt
Organism: Amaranthus tricolor (Joseph's coat)
Lineage: Eukaryota; Viridiplantae; Streptophyta; Magnoliopsida; Caryophyllales; Amaranthaceae
Product: kinesin-like protein KIN-14I
Exons: 19
Coding region: 490-3528 (1012 amino acids)
Biological process (GO): microtubule-based movement
Molecular function (GO): ATP binding; microtubule binding; microtubule motor activity
Source: RefSeq, a predicted model, not a curated record